AUGUCUCAGAGAUUUAGUAGUACAAAUGCACAAUCUCCUCCUGCUCAAAGAUAUCCAGGACCUCAGGUUCCACCUUUGCGUCAAUUUGCCGGCCCAAGUUUUCCAAUUCAAAAUCGUCCUACUUUUAAUGGACCGCCAACUUCGGGUGGGAAUAUAAUGGCUCAGCAAAGCCCAAGAGCAUCGGCUCCUUAUGUUCCUAGACUUGGAGCUCCUAACCCGGCAAAAAGAGGACCUGGUGACAGAAAUCCUCCUCCAACAGCACAAUCUAAAACCGAUUUUGCUGUUCAUCAAAUGCCGAAAAAGAAAAAAAAAUUAGCUGAUAAAAUUUUACCUCAAAAAAUAAGGGAUUUAGUCCCUGAAUCUCAAGCAUACAUGGAUCUAUUGGCAUUUGAAAGAAAAUUGGACUCAACAAUUAUGAGAAAAAGGCUUGACAUACAAGAAGCAUUAAAAAGACCUAUGAAACAGAAAAGAAAAUUGAGAAUAUUUAUAUCUAACACUUUUUAUCCUUCUAAAGAACCUUCAGAAGGUGAAGAAGGUAGUGUUGCAUCUUGGGAGCUUAGAGUUGAAGGCAGAUUAUUAGAUGAUUCUAAAAAUGAUCCAAACAAGGUUAAAAGAAAAUUUUCAUCUUUUUUUAAAAGUUUGGUUAUUGAAUUAGAUAAGGACUUAUAUGGACCUGACAAUCAUUUAGUUGAAUGGCACAGAACUGCUACCACACAAGAAACUGAUGGUUUUCAAGUUAAAAGACCUGGAGACAAAAAUGUUAGGUGUACUAUUCUUCUUUUAUUAGAUUAUCAGCCUUUACAAUUUAAAUUAGAUCCUAGGUUGGCAAGAUUACUCGGUGUUCACACACAAACUAGGCCUGUAAUUAUAUCUGCUCUUUGGCAAUACAUAAAAACUCAUAAAUUGCAGGAUGCACACGAAAGAGAAUUCAUUAAUUGUGAUAAAUAUUUAGAACAAAUAUUCACAUGUCCAAGAAUGAAAUUUGCUGAAAUCCCCCAGAGAUUAAAUCCACUUUUGCAUCCUCCAGAUCCCAUUGUUAUUAAUCACAUUAUUAGCGUUGAAGGAACAGAGCAGAAACAAACAGCUUGUUAUGAUAUCGAUGUCGAAGUUGAUGACACAUUAAAAACUCAAAUGAACAAUUUUUUGCUGUCUACAGCAAGUCAACAAGAAAUUCAAAGUUUAGAUAAUAAAAUUCACGAAACGGUGGAUACCAUCAAUCAGUUGAAAACCAACAGAGAGUUUUUCCUUAGUUUUGCAAAAGAUCCACAACAAUUUAUUAACAAAUGGAUAAUUUCACAAACUAGAGAUUUGAAGACCAUGACAGACGUCGUGGGAAAUCCAGAAGAAGAACGUCGAAGUGAAUACUAUUAUCAACCGUGGGCACAAGAAGCCGUGUGUCGAUAUUUUUAUACAAAAGUCCAACAGAAAAGAGCAGAGUUGGAACAGGCUUUGGGCAUCAGAAAUGGUAAGUACACGUUUAUGUAA
Messenger RNA from Pediculus humanus corporis (human body louse), 1485 nucleotides. RefSeq names its product brg-1 associated factor, putative. The coding region runs from base 1 to 1485 and encodes 494 amino acids. Gene Ontology annotation, cellular component: nucleus; SWI/SNF complex. NCBI's taxonomy places the organism in Eukaryota, Metazoa, Arthropoda, Insecta, Psocodea, Pediculidae. Gene Ontology annotation, biological process: regulation of transcription by RNA polymerase II. The transcript is spliced from 7 exons. The record is from RefSeq and is a predicted model, not a curated record.